AUGGGGGCCAAGCACACGAAUCGAUGCGUGCUGAUUGAAAUGCUGAGCUUAGGGUUGGCUGUAGCAUUCACCUUAAUCAUUGCCAUCGCAGUACCCAUUGAGGAAACCUCACAUUCUCCUCAUACCCUGGGUUUCCAUCGCCCUACCAUGAAUGGAACAUUUUCUUUCGAGAAACACCACACGCUAUUCGACCAAGGCGAUGAAGAUGUUUCUGAGAAGAGGGACGUUGAAGCCCUUCUCUCCUUCCGAAGUAGCAUUACAGCCGACCCCAUGGACUCACUUUCCAGUUGGACUUCUAUCAAUUCAGGAAAGAUAUGCUCGUGGAAUGGUGUUUGGUGCAGAAAGAAUACCCAUAGAGUAGUGGCCAUCAUUCUUCCUCUAUUGGAGUUGGAAGGUACAAUUUCUCCCUCAAUAGUAGCCCUCUCCUUACUGCGCACAUUGAAUCUCUCUGCUAAUUAUUUCACUGGAAGGAUUCCACCUCAAUUUGGGCAACUCAAAGCAUUGAGAGUACUCGACCUCAAUACAAAUCAACUGAUAGGUUCCAUCCCUCCAUCUCUUGCUAAUUGCACGCACCUUCAAUCGAUCAGACUUUCACAAAAUUACUUGACUGGGAGCAUAUCUCAAGAAUUUGGUGGCUUGGGCAACUUACACCAUCUCCGCUUGUCUUACAAUGGACUGGUUGGAAGAAUUCCGGAUUCUCUGGGGAACUGUACAUCACUCCUUGAUUUGGAACUUGGACACAACAAUCUCACAGCUGGCAUUCCGUCUGAACUGGGGAGGUUGAAGAGAUUGGUAUCCCUUGACCUGCAGUCGAACAGGUUGGAGUCUCAAAUACCAGCAGAAAUAGGUAACUGCAGCGCUCUUGAAUUGCUUGAUGUUGAAAAGAACAAUAUCCGUGGACCAUUGCCCUUGAGUAUUGGGAUGCUUCCUCUCUCCCACUUUUCUUUAUUAGGAAACCAGUUUGAAGGCACACUGCCAGAAGCUGUCUUCAAUAUAACCAAAUUGACCUCCUUAAAUUUUGGCAUGAACGAAUUCAGUGGAACCAUUCCCCAAGCCAUUGGAAAGCUGACAGAAUUGACCUCUUUAAAUCUCGGUACAAAUAGGUUAACAGGUCUGCUGCCUGAAAGCAUAACAAAUUUGAGCAAGCUUGAAGUUCUUUUCCUGGACACUAACAAUCUGACUGGAGAAAUUCCCAAGGGCGCCGGAGAGCUGCAAUGUUUGCAAAAAUUAAUUCUACUUUCAAACAAUUUGACAGGAGGCAUUCCCGCUGAACUGGGGAGGUUGAAGAAGUUGCAGUAUCUCUGGCUGCAGUAUAACAGGUUGAAAUCUCAAAUCCCUGCAGAAAUAGGAAAUUGUAGUAAUCUUAAGAGUUUUGAUUUGGGACACAACAAUAUCCGUGCACCAUUGCCCUUGAGUAUUGGGAUUCUUCCUCUCUCCAAAUUUUCUUUAUUAGGAAACCAAUUUGAAGGCACACUACCAGAAGCCUUCUUCAAUAUGACCCAGUUGACCCACUUAAAUAUUGGUGGAAACAAGUACAAUGGAACCAUUCCCCAGGCCAUUGGGAAGCUGAAAGAGUUGACCUUUUUAAAUCUCGGUACAAAUAGGUUAACUGGUCUGCUACCUGAAGGAAUAUCGAAUUUGAGCAAGCUUGAAUAUCUUUUUCUUGACACUAACAAUCUGACAGGAGAAAUUCCCAAGGGCAUAGGAAAACUGCAAUCUUUGAAGACUUUGUUUUUAUUUUCAAACAAUUUAAGUGGACCAAUACCGCGAAGUAUUGCGCAACUCAGAAAUCUUAGUCGGUUUGCCAUCUACAAAAACAAAAUUUCUGGGUCUAUUCCAGACAGUAUCGGCAGUUUGGUUUCACUUCAGGCGCUGGAUGUAUCUGAUAAUCAGCUCACAGGUCAAAUUCCGGAAUCAAUAUUCAACUGCAAGUAUAUGACCGAUUUGGUAUUGGCCGACAAUUUUUUGACCGGAAGAAUUCCAACAACAUUGAUCAACUUCACAGCCUUGAAAACCCUAAAACUGUCCAGCAACUCAUUCUAUGGGGAUCUGCAUCUAAAUUUUCCUUUAUCUACUGAAGUUAUUUCAGCUCAUUCUAAUAAUUUCUCUGGUACUCUGCCUGCUUCCUUGGUCAAUUGUACGAAACUUAAGCUUGUGGAUUUAAGCAGGAAUCAAUUCACAGGUAAGUUUCCCUCAGGUCUCCUUGCAAAUUGUCAAGAGUUGAGAGUCUUAAGUCUGGGCUCCAAUAAUCUUGAAGGUAGAGUACCCCUGUGGAUAACAAACCUCACUAGUUUGCAGGUGUUAGAUUUAUCCAAUAAUCAAUUCAGCGGAAGAAUUCCCUCUCUUCUGCAUGGCCUCAAGGGAUUUCAAAUUUCAAAAUCUUCUCAGCUGACAGGUAACACGCUUUAUGAAGAAGUACCCUUAAUAGUGAAAGGAAUAGAGUAUACAAUCUCUUAUGUGCUAGCAGCAAACAUUAUAUUGGACCUGUCAUGCAAUAAUCUAUCUGGUGAAAUACCCCAAAGUAUUGGGAAUCUGAGUAGCCUAAGGCUAUUAAAUUUGUCUGGAAAUCAUCUGGAGGGUGUGAUACCGGCAUCUCUGGGACAGAUAUUAAGCCUGGAACAGUUGGACUUCUCUCGGAAUAGUUUGAGAGGGGAAAUACCCGAGGAGCUGUCUAACUUGUCCUUCUUGGCCUAUUUCAAUGUUUCUUUCAACAUUCUUUGUGGGCGUAUACCUGGAGGAACGCAGUUUUCGGGUUUUGAUGAGAGAUCAUAUUGGGAGAACCCUCCGUGUUUAUGUGACAAUACUAAUAGAUUCCCUUUCAGGAAAUGCAUAAAAAAUGUCACAUUGGUUUCGCCUUCACAAAAUGGCGAGAAGUCAGUAUGGAGCAGAGUAGAUGAGCACGUGUCUCUGAUUGGUUUGGGGUUGGGGUUGGGGAUUGGAUUUGGAGGAACAAUGUCACUGAUUGUGUGGUGGAGAGAACUAGGGCGUUGCAUGAGGUUCCUCAAAAGAAGAGGCUUUUAUAGAGUUCCAGACUCCCAAUGUUUUAGCUGGAGUUUGAAUUACAGGCCUCGUUUUUCAUUUCACCCAUCCGCACCCGCAUCCACUAGUUAG
Molecule: messenger RNA, 3111 nt
Organism: Cryptomeria japonica (Japanese cedar)
Lineage: Eukaryota; Viridiplantae; Streptophyta; Pinopsida; Cupressales; Cupressaceae
Product: LRR receptor-like serine/threonine-protein kinase FLS2
Exons: 2
Coding region: 1-3111 (1036 amino acids)
Molecular function (GO): protein binding
Source: RefSeq, a predicted model, not a curated record